UUGGACAUUUUGGGUUAAAUAUCGCCAUUUAAACACCUAGAAAUGAUAAGGAGAACUUAACUUGUGUUUUGAAACUACUAGUUUCACCACUGACUGGUAGUGUUGGACUGUUUUACCCUGACUGCACCGCUAACGCUUAGCUAGCUAGCUCUGUUAGCGCUAAUGUUACCACAGCCGGUGUUUGAACUCUGAAGCGCAGGACGUAGUGUUUCCUAAGUCAAAUGUCAUCUUCGAUGUCUGUGAGAAGAUGUUUGGUGGCAUUUCCUUCCUCUUACCUGCUACUUCACAACAGACGCAAUGUCUACCGGAUAGGUGGACUCCUCACGUGCUCUUCACAGGUGCCUCAGUCACUUCUGCAGGUGAGGUAUUUGUCAGGGGACAGAGGCAGGGACAGGAAAGGUUUCCUGGGGGAGCUUCUGGACAACAUUAAGCAGGAGCUGAACAAGAACAAAGAAAUGAAAGACAACAUCAAGAAGUUCCGGGAAGAGGCCCAAAAACUGGAGGAGUCCGAUGCAUUGAAACAAGCUAGGAGGAAAUUUAAAACUAUAGAGUCUGAAACAGUGAAGACCUCCAAUGUUCUCAGGAAGAAGUUUGGAAACAUCUCUGAGACCGUUAAAGAGGGGCUCGAGGAGGUCAGUCGGUCAGAAAUUGGGAAGAAACUCAAGGAUGGAUUAGAGGAAGCAGCCAAAUCAGCCAAGACCUCCGCAGAGUCUGUCUCUAAAGGUGGAGAGAUGCUGGGCAAGACGGGUGCGUUCAGAGCAAUAUCACAGGGCAUGGAGAGUGUGAAGAAAGAUAUCGAUGACCUGGGUCACACCGGCCCUUAUCGGCCUCCUGCCAGACUCAGGAAGAGGAGCGAGUUCUCCUCCAAGGGGGAUGACGGCAAGGUCUUCGAAGCCAACAAGGAAGCGAUGGGUGUGACGCUCCACAAAGACUCAAAAUGGUACCAGCAGUGGAAGGACUUCAAAGACAACAACAUGGUCUUCAACAGGUUCUUUGAGAUGAAGAUGAAGUACGACGAGAGCGAGAACUCCCUCGUCAGAGCGUCUCGUGCUGUCACCGACAAGAUGACGGACAUUAUAGGUGGGCUGUUUUCUAAGACGGAGAUGUCCGAAGUACUAACGGAGAUUUUGAAGGCGGACCCAUCCUUUGACAAAGACUCUUUCCUCAAGCAGUGUGAACGGGACAUCAUCCCCAACGUGCUGGAGGCGAUGAUCAGAGGGGAGCUGGAGGUGCUGAAGGACUGGUGUUAUGAAGCGACAUACAGCCAGCUGUCACAAUCCAUUCAACAAGCCAAGACGAUGGGAUUUCAUCCCGACUCUAAGAUCCUGGACAUCGACAAUGUUGAUUUGGCCAUGGGGAAGAUGAUGGAGCAGGGUCCGGUGCUGAUCAUCACCUUCCAGGCUCAGCUGAUCAUGGUGAUCCGAAACACCAAAGGAGAGGUGGUGGAGGGAGACCCUGAAAAGGUGCUCCGGAUCAUGUACGUGUGGGCUCUGUGUCGAGACCAGGAGGAGCUCAACCCAGACGCUGCCUGGAGACUACUGGACAUCUCCGCCUCGAGCUCCGUGCAGGUCCUCUAAGACUCUUUAAUACGCACAAAGACAGAACACGCUGCACCACAUGAAGCCCUGGAGCACGGAGACGAGGGACGCACACGUGGGACUUCACAGCUCAAGUAUUUGUGGAGAAGUGUCGCUAGUGUUUCUCUGGAUGUUUGAAUGUCUGACAGUGAUUUCUAACUGUUCCUCUGUCUCCCACUAGGGGGCGGUAUAGCACCAACAACUCAGUCACUGUGCUUCCUGCCUGUAUGGAUGUGCAGGGAAACCACUGUUUGCAUUUAAGGGAUAAACUUGUGUUGAAUAUGAAAGAGAAAGAAAGUGUAAAUCAUGAGAGCUGACGUGGAGCCGAGCCGAGAGGACCUGUCUCUGCCACGCUCCCUCCCCUCCCUCACGCUCUCUUCCUUGUCAUGUUGUGGCCAAUCACUGCUAGAUCCAUGUUUGUAUAAUAAAUGUCCACUGUAAUUCUUAAGAUGUUAGAGUUUAUUUAUUGUGAAAAUAAAGAUGAUUCCCCCCCCCUCA
Molecule: messenger RNA, 2075 nt
Organism: Cottoperca gobio
Lineage: Eukaryota; Metazoa; Chordata; Actinopteri; Perciformes; Bovichtidae
Gene: timm44
Product: translocase of inner mitochondrial membrane 44 homolog (yeast)
Exons: 13
Coding region: 222-1577 (451 amino acids)
Biological process (GO): protein import into mitochondrial matrix
Cellular component (GO): mitochondrial inner membrane
Molecular function (GO): protein-folding chaperone binding
Source: RefSeq, a predicted model, not a curated record